AGGUGGUAGGAGAUCAGAGGAAGGAGAGACAAAAGAGGAAAAACAAAAAAAAAAUGGUGAAUUAAAGCACUUGAUUGAAGAGAGGAAGAAAGAGAUACUGAAUCAGAGACAAAUCCUUACAGCAUUAAGAAAAAAGAAAAAAAAGAAAACAAUAGCUGGGAAAAUUCUCAUGCUUUUACUCCCCUACCUAUUACCUAAUAACAUGACUGUCAAGCAACUCUGAAUGACCUGCAAGUUAAAUUUGGCAGGUGAAGCAUUUUACGAAAUGAAAACUUCAGGCAACUUUCAGGCACCAUCCAAUACACAACAAGAUGCAGAUGAAGAGCCAAGGUCUGAGCCAGUACGUUCAGACACACCUUUGGAAUCUGAAGCACCAGACCCAUCCAAUCCAUUGGAAUAAUUUUGACGAACAUCUGGAUGUAGAGGAGGAUGUGUCUAACCUUAGCAGUGAUCUUCCCCCCAGCAGCACACCUACACCAGCUGCUGGUGAGAUUGAAGAGAUGGCAGAAGCAACAAACAUACCUUCUUCACAAACAACGACCAGACCACCCACUGCUCAAAGGACCCGUAGAUCCCUCCGAAUAACUGAUAGUCAGCUUGAGGUUGAAAGUCAAGCUCUAUCAUUUAUUCAGAGGGUUGACAGCAGUGAUGACUGUUCUUAUUUUGGUUAUGAAAUGGCAUCUUGCUGCCAUAAAGUGCCUCUUGACUGCCAAAGCCAUUUUAAACCAUACUGUCACGCUGUUGUGCAAGUCUUUCUUUCCCCCCAGGCCCUGCCUCCAUUAGAGGAUAUGAUAAAACAUUUGCACAUCACAGCUGGACACAGGGCCCCCAGCCCUCCACCACCUGCACACAAUAUUUCCACACAAACCGAAGGUUUUUAUGUGGGUACUUACAACCCCCUGCCUUCUCGGUCCUCUUCUGGGGUUUACCCCUACCAUCCUCCCUUUCAAACACAAUACCCUAGCAGUGUAAUUAGCCACCCCAACCCCUCUGCAUCAUCUGCGUUGGAGUCUUUUUCUUCAGAACCCACAUAUCACAAUCUGGGAUUUUUCCCAUGAGCAUCAUUGAAGUUGGUCCACAUAUUUUCUUGUUACAUUGUUUGUACAUUUUUGCUCCAGAUAUUUAUCUUGUAAAAAUAUUUUUUUAA
Molecule: messenger RNA, 1147 nt
Organism: Hyla sarda
Lineage: Eukaryota; Metazoa; Chordata; Amphibia; Anura; Hylidae
Exons: 3
Coding region: 312-1058 (248 amino acids)
Source: RefSeq, a predicted model, not a curated record